Messenger RNA from Geodia barretti, 6039 nucleotides. Lineage: Eukaryota; Metazoa; Porifera; Demospongiae; Tetractinellida; Geodiidae. The record is from the annotation of a GenBank genome assembly.
CCCUGGGCAACUGGCACUUGGUGUUGUUUCUUGAACAAAGAGAUUUCCUGCGCAGAAUCAACCGUUGCGUUCGCUUGGUAGAACCCCUUUCCUUGCACGAAGAAAUGAUGUCCUGAGAAAGGGAGAAGGAUUUUUCGCACACAUUUCGCAGGCUAUAACUAACCUGGGGUACCACAGGCCCUUGAAAACCUAGACGCAGGCUAGAAAAUGAAGAAUUCCUUCACACCAUCGCCAAGAAACGACACACGUGUAACGACGCAUGCGUAUAACGUAGGGUAACCACGCCCACCAAACUGAUGCGCGAAUGCGUACUGUUGAACCUUAGAGCGUUUCAGCUAAGCUAGCUAGCUUAGCUGUUGUGAGCGAGUCUCCGGCGCCACCAUGCCGCAGACUCAUCCUUCGGCGGCGAUCUUCGCCGAGUAUCCGAACGUCAGCAAGGACAAGCUCACCGUGAAAGACGCACUGGCCGUCCGUAGAGCUCUCGAAAACCUAACUGCGCGCAUCAUACACAUUGGCCGGGCGCUCAGUCUCGGCUCCGACCGGCUUGAAGUCAUUGAAAAGGCCCACGGAGCCUCGGGAACUCGGUGUGCAAUCGCGGUGAUCGACACGUGGCUGAGAGGCAACUAUAACCCAACCAAAGAGCCAUACACCAUUGCUGGGAACAACCCCCACCCUUCCUGGUGGAAUUUGGUGUGGGCAGUGUGUCAUCGAAUCGGCGGGAAAGACCCGGCCGAGGCCAGGAUUAUUGCAGAGAAUCACAAAAGUUUCCACAGUUCCGCUCCUGAGCCCAAGUUCUCCAAUGUUCACACAACCCCUUUCAAGAAGGGGGACGAAGAUCAGGUGGCACUGGCUCUGGAGGACGUGUGGCCACUCUGGUACGAGAUUGGAGCCGGGCUGGAGAUCCCCACCUCUACUCUGGACCAGAUCCAGGGCGCCCCCGAAGAUCAGACCAUUGGGAUGAUUAAGACUUGGAUAAAGGAUGGGUCUCCCCCUUUUCCUUGUUGGAGCCAGUUGGUGGAGGCGGUGGCUGCCUCGUACGGAGGACAGAACCCCGCACUUGCUGCUGAGCUGGCCAAAGAACACUCCACUGGAGCCACUGAGGGUGAACCAGAACCAAUGGAAAGCGAGCCGUCAUCCACCACCACCUCAACUAAUGGCACUAGCACCACGCCGGCUACUGGGCAACAAGUUUCAGGGGGAGGAGCCAUGGGAGUUGACUCCGCCCACCCUACACCACCAGACUCCGCCUUCUCCAACCUACAGCCUGAAAUACCGACAGCUAGCAUCGCAGACGACGGCGGGCAAUUCACAAUCAAUAAUUUCAUCGUCUACCGCCGCAACAAAGGGGGCAAGUCACACGGAGUUGCUCUAGUAAUCGCAAACGAGAGAUUCAAGGGGCUUCCCCAGCGUUUGUGCGCUCAAGUCGACGAGCAACGCUUGCUCAAAAGCCUCACUGCCCUCGGGUAUCGCGUCGUUCUCCGCAGAGACCAAUCGGCAGAGCAAAUGGAGCAACUCAUUGAGGCUGUCGGGAAAAACACGGGCAGUGAUAAGUCGCUCCACGUCGAGAAAGGCGACGACAGCUUUAUAUGCGUAGUUUCUUCUCACGGGGAUUGGGAUAUGGCGAAAAACACCGACGUUAUAUAUGGAAGCGAUAGGGGUACCAUGGAUCUGCAGGAGACAGCCUACAAGUACUUGGGGACGACGGUCUGCGAUCACCUGAAGGGAAAGCCAAAGAUGUUCUUCGUGCAGGCUUGUCGCGGGGAGCAAUACGGGAGAAUUGCAGCAGACGACAGCGGUGCACCUCGACUUCCGCACGAAUCCGAUUUCUUCAUCUCGUAUUCGACGGCGCCCAUGACAAAGGCGUUUCGUUUCGACCCGAACAAGGCGCAACCUGAGGGCGGGGGUAUCGACCUGUCCACCGAGCAGAGCUACGACAAAUACAACAUCGGUUCGUUUUACAUCACCGAAAUCUGCCUCGCAUUCGACAAUCUCGCUCGCAAGAUGGAUCUCAUGACGAUGAUUCUACUGGUUCACCAUAGGCUCCAGGCCAGCGACAAGAUGCUGUUCAAACUGGGGUCUAAGACGACGCGGCAGUGUCCUCACAUGAGCGUCAGUCUCAGAGGAGCGGUGUUUUUCUUCGACAAGGCAGAGGAGCUGUUUAGGGACCACGUGAAACAGUGUCUCAAGUGAACAUUAUUUUUUUGACUCUAGAAAAGACGUAUUUUUGUGGACUCCUUUUGUACAUUAGUAUUUUUGAUGGUACUCUUGUAUUUUAGCUAUUUUCCAAAUUCCAUUUUUUAUUGUAAGGUACAUUUUUAGUGUUGAUUAAUAAUUAUUGUAAUUGCCGCAAAUCCUUAUAUUUUUCUAUGAGAAUCCUGUAUGUUACUGUGGAACACAAUGACAUAAUAAAAUACUGGAACGUAGAGACUGAAUUAAGCUCUACCGAGGGGUACAGUAAAUGAUAUAUAGUCUCCGAUGGCAUCCCAGUUGGCUCUCUGGGUCUGAUAGACCGACACCCACACCACUAUCACCACUAGCCACACCAGAAAACCUGCCAUCGAGCCUCCCACGUAUUUCUGUAGCUGUCUGGACCUGUCUUUGUCUUUCCUGAAGAACGCCUCUCUGAAGAACCACACGGAGUUGACCAGCCACACCAUCGGGAGCAAGAAACAACCGAUGAUGAAGUAUUUUCGGCUGAUCUUCAGUUUUUCCUCGUCCGUCAGUUUGGCGAGCUGCAUGUCUCCUGUGGGGGAUAUGGGAAGUCUUCACGUAACGUCAGGAGAAAGCCAGAGGCAUGUAUAACUGUCUAAAAGCCACCUGGGGAGCGGCUAAGGGCGGCAAGAGCAGAGACGGUUUGUGCUGAUUCAGCAGCAACACACAUGUGACGUCACGUAAACGGCGUAUUCUGAAUAGUGCGCACCAUUUCCACGCGGGCUCUUCUACCCCAACCUUCCCCUGGACUUCCAAGGCAGCCAUGGACGCCGGAGACAUGUACGACGAGUUCGGAAACUACAUCGGACCAGACAUAGAGAGCGACGAGAGCGAGAAAGGGGAGGAAGAGGAAGAAGAACGAGAGGAGGGAAGCGAUGAUGGAGAGGGGGAGGAAGGAAUGGAGGUUGCAGAGAGAGGAGAAGAGGGAGAGGAGAUGGCAGUUGUCCUCCAUGAAGACAAGAAAUACUAUCCCACAGCUGAGGAAGUCUAUGGACCUGAUGUUGAGACUAUAGUUCAAGAGGAGGACACUCAGCCACUGACGGAGCCAAUUGUCGCUCCGGUGAAGAAGAAGAGUUUCUCGUAUCGCGAGCAAGAGCUCCCCAAUACAAUCUACGACAUUGAGUUUCUGUCAGAUCUGAUGGACAAACGGGAAUUGAUUCGAAACGUGUGCAUCGCCGGACACCUCCACAGCGGAAAGACCAGUUUCGUGGACUGUCUUCUGGAGCAGACACACCCUGACUUUGUAGUCAGUGGAGAACACCCGUUGCGAUACACGGACACUCUGGUCACAGAGCAAGAGAGGGGAGUGAGUAUAAAGGCAACGCCAGUGUCUCUAGUUCUGCCAGACUCUAAGGAAAAGUCUUACCUCGUCAAUAUCUUUGACACUCCAGGUCAUGUGAAUUUCUCUGACGAGCUGACGGCGGCGUUCCGACUGAGCGACGGAGUGAUGAUAGUGGUGGACGUCUCUGAAGGUGUCAUGCUGAACACGGAGAGAAUCGUGAAACAUGCUCUGCAAGAGAAACUCAACAUUACACUCUGUCUCAACAAGAUUGACAGAUUGAUUCUGGAGCUGAAACUCCCUCCAUCUGAUGCCUACUUCAAACUCAAACAUACCAUCGAUGAAGUCAACAGCCUUCUGAGUAUCUACUCAGACUCGGAAGAGGCACCAGUUAUGUCUCCCCUGCUGGGAAACGUCUGUUUCGCCUCCUCCCAGUUUGGAUUUGCCUUCACUCUCUACUCAUUCUCCCUCAUCUACUCCGAGAGCUUUGGGGGAUUUUCAGCUCACGACUUCUCCAAGAGGCUCUGGGGGGACAUCUUCUUCAACAAAACCACGCGGACGUUUUCGAAGAAGACCACGUCUCCCGAUGCACAGCGAAGCUUCCUCGAGUUCAUUCUGCAGCCUCUCUACAAGUUGGUGGCCCAGACAGUCGGGGAUGUGGACACUACUCUACCGCAAGUUCUGGACGAGCUCGGUGUCAAUCUCUCUAAAACAGAACUCCAGCUCAACAUUCGCCCUCUACUCAGACUUGUCUGUCAAAGAUUUCUCGGAGACUUCAACUGUUUUGUGGACAUGUGUGUGCAGCACAUACCGUCUCCCGUUGAUGCCGCAGAGGUCAAAGUUCAAUCAACGUAUACCGGUCCCCUUGACGACCAGCUAGCAGAGGCCAUGACCUCGUGUGACCCUGAGGGUCCUUUGAUGCUCCAUGUGACCAAGCUGUUCCCCAACCAAGACUUGACCAUGUUCCAUGCUUUUGGUCGAGUCAUCAGCGGCACCUUGUACGCUGGCCAGCAAGUCAGAGUGCUGGGAGAAAACUACACACUCGAAGACGAAGAAGAUUCCAAGAUUGCUCAGGUUGGGCGGCUGUGGAUAGCCGAGGCUCGCUAUACGGUCGAGCUGAAUAGGGUCCCGGCUGGUAACUGGAUUCUAGUGGAGGGAAUCGCCCAGACCAUCACCAAGACAGCCACCAUCACUCAGAUGAGCGGCUGCGAAGAUGCACAGAUAUUUCGUCCACUCAAGUUCAACACGCAGUCGGUGAUAAAGAUAGCCGUGGAGCCAAUUAACCCCUCUGAGCUCCCAAAGAUGUUGGACGGUUUGAGAAAAGUCAACAAGUCCUACCCUCUCCUUGUCACCAAGGUGGAAGAAUCGGGGGAGCAUGUGGUGUAUGGAACUGGAGAGCUCUAUCUCGACUGUGUCAUGCACGACCUACGAAAAAUGUACUCCGAAAUAGAGAUCAAGGUGGCUGAUCCUGUAGUGGCGUUCUGUGAGACAGUUGUGGAGACCUCUUCUCUCAAAUGUUUUGCCGAAACACCCAACAAAAAGAACAAGCUGACAAUGAUAGCAGAGCCUCUGGAGAAAGGGUUGGCAGAAGAUAUUGAGAACGAGGUGGUUCAGAUCGGCUGGACAAAGAAGAAGAUUGGUGAGUUUUUUCAGACCAAGUAUGACUGGGACCUCCUGGCUGCCCGCUCCAUAUGGGCCUUUGGUCCAGACGCCACGGGACCUAACAUACUGGUGGACGAUACCCUUCCUUCCGAGGUGGAUAAGAACCUGCUUGGGUCGGUAAAAGACUCAAUUGUCCAGGGGUUCCAAUGGGGGACGAGGGAGGGGCCCCUCUGCGACGAACCAAUCAGAAACGUAAAGUUCAAGAUUCUCGACGCCGUGAUUGCAAACGAACCGAUCCAUCGCGGAGGCGGGCAGAUCAUUCCGACGGCGCGAAGAGUCGCGUAUUCGGCGUUUCUGAUGGCCACUCCGAGACUGAUGGAACCCUACUACUACGUGGAGGUGCAGGCUCCUGCUGAUUGCGUGUCUUCUGUGUACACAGUAUUAGCAAGGAGAAGGGGCCAUGUCACUCAGGAUGCUCCUGUACCUGGCUCUCCUCUCUACACCAUCAAGGCCUUCUUGCCUGCCAUUGACUCCUUCGGGUUUGAGACCGACCUUCGAACCCACACACAGGGACAGGCAUUCUGUCUAUCAGUAUUUCACCACUGGCAGAUUGUGCCGGGAGAUCCUCUGGAUAAGACUAUAGUUAUUAGACCGUUGGAACCACAACCAGCUCCCCAUCUGGCCAGAGAGUUUAUGAUCAAGACCAGGAGGAGGAAGGGUCUGUCGGAAGACGUGAGCAUUUCAAAGUUCUUUGAUGACCCGAUGUUGUUGGAGCUGGCAAGACAAGACGUUAUGUUUAACUAUCCAAUGUGAACACUAAAAUUACACAACAAAUACAUGUUUUAAAAAACUAGUUUUGUUUCUGUUCGUAAUUCUACCUGCUAAAGUUACUGUUAGUGUCAUAUAAAAAAUAUCGAAGUUACACAUCUUGUUGUAUGUCAACCUCA